Messenger RNA from Diospyros lotus (date-plum), 1694 nucleotides. RefSeq names its product glutamate dehydrogenase A. NCBI's taxonomy places the organism in Eukaryota, Viridiplantae, Streptophyta, Magnoliopsida, Ericales, Ebenaceae. Gene Ontology annotation, cellular component: mitochondrion. The transcript has 8 exons. The record is from RefSeq and is a predicted model, not a curated record. Gene Ontology annotation, molecular function: L-glutamate dehydrogenase (NAD+) activity. Bases 97 to 1332 code for a protein of 411 amino acids. Gene Ontology annotation, biological process: L-glutamate catabolic process.
AUGUCCCGACCCGAUACGUAAACAGCUCCAUUUCUUUUUCAAGUCUUCUUCUGCUGUUCGAUUCGUUUGGGCAUCCGGGUGAUUUUCCCACAAAGCAUGAAUGCUCUCGCCGCCACAAACCGUAAUUUCCGCCAUGCGGCUCGCAUUCUCGGGCUGGACUCCCGAAUCGAGAAGAGUCUCUUGAUCCCAUUCAGAGAAAUCAAGGUGGAGUGCACCCUUCCUAAGGACGAUGGCACUCUGGUGUCCUACGUUGGAUUCAGAGUCCAGCACGAUAAUUCUCGCGGCCCCAUGAAAGGGGGGAUCAGAUACCAUCCCGAGGUUGAUCCUGAUGAGGUAAAUGCGCUGGCUCAGCUAAUGACCUGGAAGACUGCCGUGGCUGAUAUUCCUUAUGGUGGAGCUAAGGGUGGAAUCGGGUGUUCUCCAAGGGAUUUAAGCAAGAGCGAGCUGGAACGCCUCACUCGAGUCUUCACUCAAAAGAUUCAUGAUCUUAUUGGGGUUAAUAUGGAUGUCCCUGCUCCAGACAUGGGAACAAAUGCCCAGACCAUGGCCUGGAUGUUGGAUGAAUACUCAAAGUUCCAUGGCCACUCACCAGCUGUUGUGACCGGAAAGCCCAUUGAUCUUGGUGGAUCACUGGGUAGAGAGGCUGCAACUGGACGUGGAGUUGUUUAUGCCACAGAGGCUUUACUUGCUGAAUACAAAAAGUCGAUCAAGGAUUUGACAUUUGUCAUACAGGGUUUCGGGAAUGUGGGUUCCUGGGCUGCAAGGCUCGUUCAUGAGAGAGGUGGCAAGGUAAUUGUAGUAAGUGACAUCACUGGAGCAGUUAAGAACCCAAAUGGAAUUGAUAUACCAGCUUUGCUUAGUCAUAAAGAAGCAACAGGCAGCUUGGUUAAUUUUAGCGGUGGAGAUGCCAUGGAUCCAAACGAACUGCUUGUACAUGAGUGUGAUGUCCUCAUUCCAUGUGCUUUAGGAGGAGUCCUGAACAGAGAAAAUGCCGGGAGCGUAAGGGCCAAGUAUAUCAUCGAAGCUGCAAAUCAUCCUACUGAUCCAGACGCAGAUGAGAUUCUAUCUGAGAAGGGAGUUAUAAUUCUACCCGAUAUAUAUGCAAAUUCUGGAGGUGUCACGGUCAGCUAUUUUGAGUGGGUUCAGAACAUUCAAGGAUUUAUGUGGGAAGAAGAGAAGGUGAAUAGGGAGCUCCAUAGAUACAUGACGAAAGCUUUUCGUAACAUCAAGAACAUGUGUCAGACACAUGGCUGCAACCUUCGAAUGGGCGCCUUCACGCUGGGGGUGAAUCGUGUUGCUCGAGCCACUGUGUUAAGGGGUUGGGAAGCAUAACUAAAUUAACUUCCCCUUAUUGUUCUUCUUGAAAUGCAUUCCUUUCUUAUAGCUGAAAACUGCAGUUUGAUAUCCAUUCUUAUCGAUCUCCCAACAACCUUCCCCUUUUUCUUCCUUUUUUUUGGGGGGGCGGGGGGGGUUUGCUAAUUCAGCAAUCUUACUCUUGUCUUAUUCAUCUUCAAUCUUGACAUCACAGAUUGUGAAAUAUACAGUGAGUUCAGUUCCAAAGUUCCUUAGAAGCCAUAGAUUAAUGGGCAAAUUAUAUCCUUGUUAGGGAUGGGAAAAUGAAUUAGGAUGCUGUUGCUCAUUGUUGGUGUGUUUUGAAUUAUUUAUACAACAAUAAUAUUAUGAAUUUUACUUUA